CUUCUGUGAGAAGGGAGGGAGAGUCGCAGGUUGAGGGCGGGUCCGCGCGUCCUCAGAGCCCGCCGGAGCCGCGGAGCUGCAACCCGCAGACUUCUCCCGCACAGGGCUCGCAAAGGGCGUGAUUCCGAGAGCCUGAAACUCACGCCAGUACCUGAAAACCAGAGAAGACUCUUCCUUAGCCUUUCGGAUAGCACUUGAGGCCGGAGGCAUGAGUCCUGUGAGGCGUUGGGGCAGCCCUUGCCUUUUUCCCUUGCAGCUGUUCAGCCUCUGCUGGGUGCUCUCCGUGGCCCAGAGCAAAACAGUCCGAUACAGCACCUUCGAGGAGGAUGCCCCCGGCACGGUCAUCGGGACCCUGGCCGAGGACCUGCAUAUGAAAGUAUCGGGUGACACAAGCUUCCGCCUGAUGAAGCAAUUCAACAGCUCUCUGCUUCGGGUGCGCGAAGGCGACGGGCAGCUGACCGUCGGGGACGCAGGCCUGGACCGCGAGCGGCUGUGCGGUCAGGCCCCGCAGUGCGUGCUGGCCUUCGACGUGGUCAGCUUCUCACAGGAGCAGUUCCGCCUGGUGCACGUGGAAGUGGAGGUGAGGGAUGUCAACGACCACGCGCCACGCUUCCCCCGGGCCCAGAUCCCGGUGGAGGUGUCGGAGGGUGCGGCCGUAGGCACGCGCAUCCCCCUGGAGGUGCCGGUGGACGAGGACGUGGGCGCCAACGGGCUGCAGAGCGUGCGCCUAGCCGAGCCUAACAGCCCCUUCCGCGUGGAGCUGCAGACGCGUGCGGACGGAGCUCAGUGCGCGGACCUGGUGCUGCUGCAAGAGCUGGACCGCGAGAGUCAGGCCGCCUAUAGCCUGGAGCUGGUGGCCCAGGACGGCGGCCGCCCGCCGCGCUCCGCCACAGCUGCCCUAAGCGUGCGCGUCCUGGACGCCAAUGACCACAGCCCGGCCUUCCCUCAGGGCGCCGUGGCCGAAGUGGAGCUGGCGGAGGACGCACCAGUGGGCUCCCUGCUUCUCGACCUGGACGCGACCGAUCCCGACGAGGGCCCUAACGGCGACGUGGUGUUCGCUUUUGGCGCCCGCACCCCGCCGGAGGCGCGCCGCCUAUUUCGGCUCGACCCGCGGUCGGGCCGCCUCACCCUAGCCGGGCCGGUGGACUACGAGCGUCAGGACACCUACGAGCUGGACGUGCGGGCGCAGGACCGCGGACCUGGGCCCCGCGCUGCCAACUGCAAGGUCAUCGUGCGCAUCCGCGACGUCAAUGACAACGCGCCCGACAUCGCCAUCACCCCGCUGGCCGCCCCAGGCGCGCCGGCCGCCUCGCCCUUCGCAGCUGCCGUCGCCGCCGCUGCGCUCGGGGGAGCGGACGCUAGCUCGUCGGCGGGAGCCGGGACGCCAGAGGCUGGCGCCACCUCGCUGGUGCCGGAAGGGGCGGCGCGCGAGAGCCUGGUAGCUCUGGUCAGCACCUCGGACAGGGACUCGGGCGCCAACGGGCAAGUGCGCUGCGCCCUCUACGGGCACGAACACUUCCGGCUGCAGCCGGCCUACGCGGGCAGCUACUUGGUGGUAACCGCAGCGUCGCUGGACCGCGAGCACAUCCCCGAGUACAACCUGACGUUGGUGGCCGAGGACCGCGGCGCUCCCCCGCUGCGCACCGUGAAGCCCUACACAGUGCGCGUAGGCGACGAGAACGACAACGCGCCGCUCUUCACGCGGCCAGUCUAUGAGGUGUCGGUGCGCGAGAACAACCCGCCCGGCGCCUACCUGGCCACGGUGGCAGCCCGGGACCGGGACCUGGGCCGCAACGGCCAGGUCACCUACCGGCUGCUGGAGGCCGAGGUGGGCCGCGCUGGGGGCGCCGUAUCCACUUAUGUCUCGGUAGACCCUGCUACCGGAGCCAUCUACGCGCUGCGCAGCUUCGACUAUGAGACGCUGCGCCAACUCGACGUUCGCAUCCAAGCUAGCGACGGUGGUUCCCCUCAGCUUUCCAGCAGCGCCCUAGUGCAGGUGCGCGUGCUGGACCAGAACGACCAUGCGCCGGUCCUGGUGCACCCGGCGCCAGCCAAUGGCUCCCUAGAAGUGGCAGUGCCUGGGCGCACCGUAAAGGACACGGCCGUGGCCCGUGUGCAGGCCCGGGAUGCAGACGAGGGAGCCAACGGGGAGCUAGCCUUCGACCUGCAGCAGCAGGAGCCUCGCGAAGCCUUCGCCAUCGGCCGCCGCACGGGGGAGAUAGUGCUCACCAGCGACCUCUCGCAGGAGCCACCGGGCCGCGUGUUCAGGGCGCUCCUGGUCAUAUCCGACGGCGGCCGUCCCCCGCUCACCACCACCGCAACUGUCAGCUUCGUGGUAACAGCAGGGGGCGGGCGCGGGCCGGCUGCGCCUGCCAAUGCCGGAAGCCACGAGCGUUCCCGCCCGCCUGGCUCUCGGCUCGGGGCGUCGGGGUCGGCGCUGCAAUGGGACACGCCGCUGAUUGUCAUCAUCGUGCUGGCCGGGAGCUGCACACUGCUGCUGGCCGCCAUCAUCGCCAUCGCCACCACCUGCAACCGCCGCAAAAAGGAGCCCUUUGGUGCCUCCCCGGGUUUUGGAAAGGAGCCGGCGCCCGCUGUGGCUGUCUGGAAAGGACACUCAUUCAACACCAUCUCCGGCCGGGAAGCGGAGAAGUUCAGCGGCAAAGACAGCGGCAAAGGGGACAGUGAUUUCAACGACAGCGAUUCCGACAUCAGCGGGGACGCUCUGAAAAAAGAUCUCAUCAACCACAUGCAGAGUGGACUGUGGGCAUGCACCGCUGAGUGUAAGAUCCUGGGCCACUCUGAUCGCUGCUGGAGCCCAUCCUGCAACGGGCCCAACUCACAUCCCUCACCUCACCCACCAGCCCAGAUGUCAACCUUCUGUAAGAGCACGUCCCUGCCUCGGGAUCCUCUGCGCAGGGACAAUUACUACCAGGCCCAGCUGCCCAAGACAGUGGGGCUGCAGAGCGUCUAUGAGAAAGUACUGCACAGAGACUAUGACAGGACAGUCACUCUGCUCUCCCCUCCUCGUCCAGGAAGACUCCCAGACCUGCAGGAGAUCGGGGUACCCCUCUACCAGUCCCCCCCUGGCAAGUACCUGUCCCCGAAGAAGGGAGCCAAUGAAAAUGUUUAAUCCCAUGCUGCAUGUCUUCACGCAUCUACAGGUCACUCCGAGAAGCCCCUAAGUUAUUGACCGGUUUCAGUGUUGUAUAUAUAAAUAUGCAAGAUGUGCCUUAAAAUGAAGUUGUUGGAAGCUAUUUCCAAUCACAUUGGUACUGUUUGGUAUUUGCAAACAAAAACGUAGUUAAUGUAAUUUUUAUGAAAUGUGUGCAGUAUUUAAUUUUUCUUAUUAUGCUAUUGACUUUAAUUUCACUUGCAGCUUGCCAUUUUCUUAGUGUUUUUAACCUGUACAUUGUGUAAUGUAAUGUUUGUAUAUAAUGAAAUUUUGUUAUAUUUUUAUAUAAUAAAAGCUAAAGUGGAAGUUAUUGCCAAAGGAACUGUCUGGAAGACAAAAAAACAAAACAUGUUGGAAUUAAUUGAAGUUUAUCUUUCACCUGAAACAACCUAGUGUUUGAGAGAUUUUGCCUUGCCAAGUAUAACUUGUAUAUCUUGACUCUGUGGUAGAUUUCAAGUUCAAUGUUAUUUAAUUACAUUUGGUUUUCUGUAAACCGUGUCACUUAUAAGCAGAGUAAUAAAGGAUUUGUCAUGUGUUUGAAGAAUCUGCUAAUUGCUUUUCAUGAAGUUGCCUAUAGUCAGACAUUCACAAAUAAUUUGAGUACCAGAAUGAAACCUUCUUUCAAGUGCUAAUUAUUUGGGCAUUAUUAAUUUUCAUGACAAUAUUAAACCUGUGGGAUUUCAAGUAUUGCAAAAUGUCACCAAGUAUUAAAAAUAUGCGUUGAUUUCAUAAAUUAUGUGCAUCUCCAUAUGCAUUAGUCUAUAAAAUCCUUGCUCUCAUUGAUUCACUAGAUAACUAUUUAUUGAGCAUCCACCAAAAAGUGAAGAAAGCUAAGUUUGGGUUGUUCGUUCACUAAUUAAACCAGCAUCUGUAGAACUUUUACUAGCUGCUGGUAACUCCUCCUCAAGCUGGAGUUUGAGGUGAAGAAGACAUAGUCCCAAGGAGCCCUCAGCUUAUUCCGAAUGUUAGUACCAAAAAGACUAACAUCUUAGUCUUUUGGAAUGUAAUAGGUUCCCACUACAUUCUGUCCUACUUCCUCUUUCCUUGCCUUUGUCUGGAGUCAGUCUCCAAAGUAACUAUCAGCACUAUCCCACUCAAAUUAUUGGCAAAGAUGAUAUAAUGUUUCAGAUUCACUUUAAAAUAUUCUAGAAAAAAUUGGGGGCUAAGUGAAACAAGAUUGAUUUGAUAACAUCUUGGUAACUGUCAAUGUUAGCAUGUGUGCAUGUGAGGUAGGGAAAUUUCACCAGUCUCUCUACAUGUUUGUGUUUGAAAAUGUACAUAAUGCAAAGUCUUAAAAAAAAGACUCAAAUACCAUGCCUAUCUCAUAUACUCUAUGUAUUUCAUUUGAAAUUAAAAUGAUGAUAAUCAUAAUGAGGCCUAACAUUUAAUGAGCAAGUCCUUGUGUGAGCAGAGCUCCUUAUCAAGCAUUCUGCAUGAAUUAUCUCAUCUAAUCAGGAAGUAUCAUUAACUUCAUUUGGCAAAUAAGGAAACUGAGGCAUAAAGAGUUUAGGUAAAAUGCCAAAAAUCACACAGCUAGUAAGUAUCCAGGGUGAGAUUGAAACCUAGGUUAUUCAGUGCAAAAAAUAAAGUAACGAAA
Saimiri boliviensis boliviensis (Bolivian squirrel monkey) is the source of this 4769-nucleotide messenger RNA. It is a transcript of the gene PCDH8, whose product is annotated as protocadherin 8. Gene Ontology annotation, biological process: homophilic cell-cell adhesion. The record is from RefSeq and is a predicted model, not a curated record. NCBI's taxonomy places the organism in Eukaryota, Metazoa, Chordata, Mammalia, Primates, Cebidae. Gene Ontology annotation, cellular component: plasma membrane. Gene Ontology annotation, molecular function: calcium ion binding.